Messenger RNA from Ceraceosorus bombacis, 465 nucleotides. NCBI's taxonomy places the organism in Eukaryota, Fungi, Basidiomycota, Exobasidiomycetes, Ceraceosorales, Ceraceosoraceae. The record is from the annotation of a GenBank genome assembly.
AUGACCUUCAAGCUUGCUUGUGCCAAAAUUCUGGUCGCCACCCUCGUGGGUCUCCUCGCGAUUCAGCCAGAAAUUCAGGCCGAUGAGCUUGCCAAUCAAGAGCAGCGUGAGAAAGUCUCCAUGCACUUCGCCAGACAAGUGUUACCCUGAACUCAUUCCUGGUCCCCCGUUUCGCAGGCAUCUAUCCGGAGAAAGACCUUUCGGACGCUGACAUCGUGCGCCAUUGGAAAGCCUGCUGCCGUGGUGUCGGGGGAAACUUGGCCACUGGAAACGCUCUACACAGAUACCUAGGCACAAAGGCUGAAGGCUGGUACGGAUGGUGCACAGAUGAGUGAGUUGCGCCGGGUCUCGACAGCAGAUUUGACACGUGCUCAUCACGAUCUGCCGCCGUGUUGGACGUACAGAGAUCCAAAAAGUACUGUUCUCGAUAGGACAAGCGAUUGCAGGAACUGCAUCAGCUGGUAA